Molecule: messenger RNA, 1313 nt
Organism: Ahaetulla prasina
Lineage: Eukaryota; Metazoa; Chordata; Lepidosauria; Squamata; Colubridae
Product: zinc finger protein 213-like
Exons: 5
Coding region: 627-1313 (228 amino acids)
Source: RefSeq, a predicted model, not a curated record
GAGAGGACUAUAAGGGGUGUGCAUAAGAGCACAAAAGUGCCUACCGUUCCUGUCCUAUUGUUCCCUUUCAUUAUAUCAAAUUAAUAUAGUUGCUGCAUACUUUUGCUUAUAUAUAUGUUUUUCUUUUUAUGACGUGUUGCUGUUUUAUAUCAAUGUUUGCGUAUACUGUCCUGACAAAAUAAAAUAAAAUAAAAAUAAUUACGCAGAAUCCACUAGGGGGCGCCUUCUGCCACGAGAAGGGGAAAUCAGGGACUUCCCCAUUGGCCCACCGGAGGACGAAAGACACGCCUACCUUUGGAGAGGAGGCUGGGAAGGAAAUGACAUCAUAGAGCCUUGCCCCUCUAGGACCUUGCACUCGCUCUCCUUAACCCCUGGGGCUCCGCGGAGGCGGAGAGGCUGCGGGAGAGUCUGGCUGGGAAGAUCCUGAUGUGUCCCGGUCUCAGAUACAGAAACUUGAAGCUAUUUGAAAUCUUUGCAAGGCAAAAUUUAUUGGGGGGGAAAAGAGCAGAAUAACUUGGAGGGAUCAAUCCUGAGGCACCAGAAAUGGUCCUGUGAAGGAAAAGGCAUCUGGAGACCCAGAAGAGUCCUCGGAGCCAUUUGGAGUUGGUCUGCAGGAGAGAGAAAGGAUGGAGACACAACUUUUGGGAAAGGAGGGAGCCGGAAAAGAUCCUUCAGCUGCUCAGCCUGGGAACGGGAGGAAGCUCUGGACAAGGAUUGGGCAGAAGAUCCUGGAGGAGAAAACCAUCCUCCCUUCAGAAGUUCUGCCCUGGAACUUCAUCCAAUACCGGGAGGCUGAAGGUCCCCGAGGACUUUGCAGCCGACUCCAUGACAUUUGUAGGCGAUGGCUGAGACCAGAAAAACACACCAAAGCCCAGAUGCUGGACCUGGUGGUUCUGGAGCACCUCCUGUUCCUUCUGCCCCCAGAGAUGGAGGGCUGGGUGAGGGAAUGUGGAGCAGAAACCAGCUCCGAGGCGGUGGCCCUGGCUGAAGGCUUCCUCCUGAGCCAGAUAGAGGAGCAGAUGGAGCAGGUCGAAUUGCAGGGCUGCACUGUGGAAAUAAGGGAUCCUGAGGGAAAGAAGAAUCCAUCAAAGACCCCUCAGGAGCUCUUUUUCAGGAGGAUCCCUUGGGUAGAUCAAAGUCAGGACACCUCAGGAGAGAAACAAAGCAUGACGUUUUCUGGUUGUUACGAUGGAGCUCAAGCAGUGGUUGAACCUCCAAAUCAACUGACCGACUUCGCCGACAUGUUCAGCAAGAAGGAGGCGGACCAAUUACCCCCGCAGCAGCCCUACGAUUGCCCCGUGGACCUUCUGUAG